Messenger RNA from Brenthis ino (lesser marbled fritillary), 6141 nucleotides. The record is from the annotation of a GenBank genome assembly. Lineage: Eukaryota; Metazoa; Arthropoda; Insecta; Lepidoptera; Nymphalidae.
AUGGAAGAAGUUAGGCAGCUGGUGCAAGAAGAAGGUAGGGAGGCGAGAAACCUCGUGGCCUUCCAUGUUGCCGUGGAUACGCCAGCUCGAGUAUCUCGCAAACCGCCUCGUGCUUUGCCCCCGGCCCGUCGAGUUCCGCCUAGAGCGUCUCGCCUGAGGUCGGCUUCGGCUGGUCGAGACAAACGGUCUGAGUUGCGUGCCAGGUACUGGGCACUACUGUUUGGAGAUCUGCAACGUGCUAUCGGUGAGAUUUAUAACACAGUAGAGGCUCAUGAAAACUUAAACGAGUGCCAAGAAGUUAUACUAGUGCUAGAGAAUUACACGCGUGAUUUUAAAGCUUUAGGAGAAUGGUUUAGACUGAAAUGGGAAUAUGAUAAUACACCUCCACCGCAGAGGCCACAGAGUUUAGCUUGGGAGAUUCGGAAGACUGAUUUUGUUAGGCCAGAAUCGCGACGUACCUACUCAGUUAAAAGUUCACCGUCUGUCUCAGGGAAAAAUAGCCCUUGUCUCUCAGGACACAAUACGCCUAGUGGCAAAAAUAGCCCUAAUUUAACAGGUAAAGCAAGUCCAGGUAGUGGGAAAAUAAGUCCUAGGAUACCAACCCAUCCUAGCUCAAGUCCAAAGGCGUCUAUUGAAUUCUUCAGUAACAAAAUUGUUGCUUCUAAGAUAACGGCAAAACCGGAGCCGAAAGUUGCUAAAGAGACUUCUAGACUCUCUGAUAUAAAAGAGAAAGAUGUAAAAGAAGCCGCUGAUGAAGUUGCAAAGGAAUUAUCAAUUUCAAAAGAGCAUGUAAAGGAAUUGCCCAUUAUAAAAGAACCUACAAAGGAAUUGCCAAUUGCAAAAGAAGAUUCCAAAGCCAUAAAAGAUCCAAAACCUGUUUCUAUAGAAAUAGGUACAGCGAAAGAGUACCAAAAUGUUUCUCCAAAACAAGUAGUGAUAAAAUCUCCGAAGCAUAUUAAGUUAAUUACAUCCAACUCUAAUAAUAACAACAAUAUUUCUUGCCAAGCUAAAACUACAAUAGCGCAGCUAGAUGAAAUGGAAAAUGAUUUUUUAGAAAAGCAGCUUACUGCUAAUCAAGCCAAGAAUGAAAAUAUGAUAAACCGGGAUAUUGAAAAAGAAAAUGAGAAAACUGAAGCAGUCUCUGACGUAUCGGAUGUAAAAGUAAAAGUCGAGGAGAAAGAGACUUUUCUAAGUGAAUCUCCAACUAAGUCUGAAGAUAAUUUUGCUGAUAUAUCAAAUGAAAGUUCACCAAAAAUUGAUAUUGAUAAAAUAGCAAAAGAAAACGUAGAGAUAUCGGACAAAGAAGAUUCUCUAGAAAUUCGCGAUAUAAAUAAUAUUUUAGAAACGGUAACAAUUGAAAAUUCGAGUGUAACAAUUUCAGAAAUUCAUAAAAUUGAAAUAGAGAAAGAUGACCCAAAAGACAAUGUUAUUAUAAAUUUGUUAAAUGCCAGUGGAAGUAUGGAGUGUAUUGAUAAAAAUAUAAGCGUCGAAAUUGGCACAGAGGAUAAAGUUAAUGAUCAAGUAGAAAAUCAAACCAUAGCAUUUGAUAAGAAAAAACUAUGUAUUGGAGAAACAAUCAAUGUAGGAGAUAACUUUGAUAAUAUUGUUUCGAAAGACGUAACUAUAGAAACACCAAAUAAAGAAACAGAAAAAAAUCAAACCGCUAAAGAUAAUAAGGAAUCAGUUAAGGAAUCUACCAUUGAUAAAGAUGAAUCAAGAAAAGAUCAAGAUUCUAAAAAAACUGAUCCUAAAUCUUCUACUGAUUUCAAACAAAACGCUAAGCCUGCAUACUCGCAAGCUGCAGCAAAACCUAAGCCACCAAAUUCAACAAAAAAUGAAGUCAAAACACCUGUAAGAUUAGCACGAAGUUCUACUGCAAUGGAAAUUCGACCUACUACUGUACCUAGAACACAAAGAUCAUUCCAGAAAAAAAAUCAAGCAAACAAAUGCAGCUAUCCCUUCAACUUAACGACUGGACGUACAAGUUUAUUUGACGGAACUCCAUCUUCAUCAACAAAGGGGAGUUUACCUAAACGUCCGAUUAGGAAUACACAAUUGGCGUCAGGUGAUUCCAAACCUGUAUCUACUAAGGAAGUUCUUAAAAAACGACCACCUAGGCCUAUAUCACUCAAAGUUGUCGAGAAACACGAUAAAAAAGAAAAACUUAACCCAGCGUUAGAGAAAAAUAAGGAAUCUAAGGACUAUAGUAGUUCAGAUACAAUUGUGACUCAAAUUGAUAUGUCACGAAUAGAAUCAAGUGAGAGCUUGAAAACUGUAGUGCCAGAAAAUCAUGAAUCAUUGCAUGAUGUGGCCAAUUCCAUUGAAGUACUUAAUGUUGAUAAUAAUAAGAAUGAUAAUGAAGGUUGGCUUACUGUAAAGUCAAGAAGAUUGAGUCGUGAGUCGAAAAAGCAUUCCAAGUCGCACUGGGCGAACAGAUUUAAUCAGCCUUCUGCUACAACUAGUCUACCUACAUUGAACAUGCUCGAAUCCCCUAAGCAGGAAACUAAAGAAAUUGUAGAUAACAAAUCAGAAAAAGAUCGUGCUAAAUCUGAGCAGCCCCAAACUGUGGAAAAACAAGAUGUACAAAUUAAAAGUCCUGAAAAAGUACCUAGGACUGAAAAAGUAGUUAAGGUUUUAGCUAAACCGAAAUCAGAAAAUAAAGUGAAAGAUCCAUCAAUGAUAAGGCAGAAGUCAGAUGUGACGGGGCUUAGAACAAAAUCCUCACGAAGCAAAGUACUAACAAAGAGAGCGGAAAAAGUAAAAGAUAGCCAAAACGAUGAUGAGAAUGAAUUAACCAAAAAUCGUUUACAUUCAUCUUUAGAAAGUUUAACGUCAGCGUUAGCCCGUUCCCAAGAGAGUACGGAGGAAACUUUUGACUUUGACAAAUGGAAAGCCGAAUUUAAAUCCACAUUCAAAUAUUUAGAAGAUGACGAUCAAAUUCCAGAUCAAACUGAAAUAUUAAAGGCGGCUGAUCCCUCAGAAAUGUCAGAAAUAGAGGCUAUGACAUCACAAAUUGAGGAAAACGAACGAAAAAUAAGUUGGGCUUUGGAUUUUCAAGCCGAAGUAGAUCAGCGAAAGCUUUGUGAAGAGGAAGAUCUUUUGAACAGGCAGAUAUUGGAGUUGCAACAAGUGUCCGACAUCGAUAUUGACACGGAAACUGAUGAUACAGAGACAGACGCAGAGAUCCUCUGCGAAGAUCCACAGCAGCAAGUAUGUGAAACGGAAACGUUGGGUACACUCGCAGCAUCCCUGGAGGAUCAGUAUGAGACUGCUUUAGCGGGGAUGUCGUGGGCGGAGCGGGUGGACACGUUGGUUGUUCUUGAAGCUCUAGUUGCAAGGGAUCCGGGUCGUGCCCAACAGUUGCACGCUAAAUUGUCGCAAGGUAUCAAGAGACGUGGGAGCUUGCAGGAUGCUCUGCGAAGACUUCAAGCCAAACAGGCCCGUGCAGAACGCCAAAGGUUAGAGUACCAAACUGAACGUGCCAAGAAGAUACACCAAUUGUUGGCCAGAGUUGAAGAAGUUAAGGUUGCGAAAAACCAAUUGAUAGAAGAGAAGAGAAUGAGGAUGGAGAGGCGCUUGCAGAAGGCUGCUGAAAACCGUGACCAACACCUUAAAGACAUAGUACGUAAAGCGCACGAUGAAGAAGAGAAGCUACGGGAGAUAGCCUUCAUCAAGCAAUUAGAAGCAGAGAACAGAAGGCAUGAGUUUCUAGAGCAGUGUCGCACGCACACUACACGCUUGCGGCAGAUGCGGAGGGAUAGGCUGCUUAAACUGGAGCAGAAAGCGGCGCGUGAGGCGGCGGUGGGCGCGCGGCGCGCGGCGCUGGAGGCGGCGCGGCGCGCGCACGUGGCGGCGCUGCUGCAGCGCCGGCGCGAGCGCGCCGCGCGCGUGCAGGAGGCGCGCGGCGUGCGCCAGCGCGAGCGCGACGACGCGGCGAGGGAGAAGGCGGAGGGCGUGAAGUCGCGGCUGUCGGCGCUGGCGGCGGCGGCGGAGUUGGAGGCGGACGCGCUGCGCUCGCGCAUCCGCGACAAGCAGGACGCCAGCCAGCUGCGGCUCGAGUCGCACCUGCAGGCCAUCCGCGAGCGCGCCACCACCGCCACCGCCGGCCCGCGCCAGACGACGACUUCAGAAAGUCAAGAACAAACACCAAAAGAAGUAGAAGAAGUUAAUAAAUUAGAAUUAGAAAGAAAAGAAAGAGAGAAGCAGAAGGCAAUCAAGAAGAAAGCGAGGAAACUGAAACAGAAGCUAUUGGCUGGAGGCAACUCUAACCCGAUAUUUGACGACACGAUUACGACAGCCGACACGUUUCUUAACCCAGUUACGAGUAAAGUUUACCGCGUGAUUAGUUCUAUCAGAAACAUUAUAGCGCCAUUACUAAAAGAAACGAUGAAUCAUACAAGUCCACUCGAGAAUGAAGAAGAUAAAACUGGCAAGAAGAAGAAGAAGAAUAAAGGAUUCAAAGCAGACGAUAAUAAAAUUGUUAACGGUACUGAUGUUAAUGUAAAAACAGACGACAAUAGAAACAAUAUUAACGAUGAUAAUAAACCUAUAGUUAACGGAACUGAUAGCAGUCAAAGUAAAGUUAACGAUGAUAAAGUUGAUAUUGUGAACGGUACUGAUGGCUUGGCAACCGAUAAUGUUAACGGUAAAAACAAAAGUAACGAUAAAACUAAAGAUGUCAUAGAAAAUAAAAAUACGGAAGUUAAAUCAGAACAACCGAACACGAGUACACAUGUGGAGAAAGUUCCAGAAGUAGAAAGUAAAAAGAAGAGGAAAAAGAAGAAUGCAGAAGAAAAGGCUAAAUUAAGUAAAGCGAGUUCCAUAAGUAGUUCUCUGAGUGAUAUGAGUAAGGGGAGUCGGCGGGAAAAAAAGGAGAAGGUCGAUCUAGAUUUACCGUUUUUGGAGAAACAAAUGAAUGAGCUGUACAGACUGAUGGAGAAGUAUGAGAAGCAAAACAUGACAGAAAAGGCAGCCGUGCAAAGGUUCCAAGCGGUGAAAGUGAUAGCGCAGAUGUUAGCCGUCGCCGCGGAGAAGGAAACUCUCAACCCUCCUAUAUCGGCCAAAUGUUUGACGACGGGCGUGACGCUGGUGUCGCGCGUGAUGGUGUCGUGCACGGCCACGGCGGCGCAGCUGCUCGCCACCAACACCUGCGUGCACCACGCCACGCUGCUGGCCCGGCAGAUGGAAAAAGAUCUUCAAUCAGAUCAAAGGGAGAUGGAUUUAGCUAAGCAGUUAGCAGAUUGUCUGUCCGUGGCGCUGGACUCUGUGUUGUGCGCAAGUAGACUACACGAAGACGAAACUGAGGAUGCGAAAGAAGAAAUGGAGAUUUUGGCCUUGUUGAGGAAUAGGGCACAUCAGAUUAUAAGUUAUCUCUGCUUAAGUGGCACCAUAGCUCGGGCCGAGAAGGCGGGGGAGGUGCGCGAGAGUAUACAGACGUUGUUGACGGUGUGCGCGGACCUGUGCCACCCUUUUGAACCCGAUAAUGGUUGCGAACGAACGUACGCCAAACAGGCGUUAAAAACAGCACUAGGGAAAAGCGUAUGCGGCUCCCGAGCAGAGUUCUGCAUGUUAUUCGCCAAAGGAGCAUCCCUGGGGCAGUGCGGGGACUUCGUGAAAGCUGCGAGGACGGCACAUUUGUUGCGUGCGAUCGCUGAAAUGGACCAUCAGAUUGUGCAGGAGGCAUUCGGUGAAGGUGGUUGGCCACUGGAGUUCCGAGCGGCGGUCGCGAGACUUUUGUCGCAACAUGCACCCAAUGAGAAAGAAGCACCCAGAACUACUGCUUUACUGUUGAGGAGCCAACGAUUAGAUCAAACAUUGUCUGAAACUAUGGUCCUAGAUCUCAUAGUUCUAGUCGGAUUCGUUGUUGUCAACAAUCCGCAACUACAGGAAACGAUAUGCGACGGCUGGAGUGUGAUCAAAACCCUAUGCACGUUGCCCGCUAACUGGCUCGUCUCGCACCAACGCAGUCACGCUCUCUUGCCCACUCUGAUAGCGCUGUCGGAGCGACCCGCGUCUGCGGCAGCCAUUGCGGCCGAACUCAGUAUGACUAUGCUAGAUGAGUUCUUGGAGAAUCCUGAAGCUCAGAAGAUAAAACUUAUUCAAGUAAUAAAACAAGGACGAAUGAAGAAAGCUGGCAAGAAA